This is a messenger RNA of Fonsecaea multimorphosa CBS 102226, 1686 nucleotides long. RefSeq lists its product as uncharacterized. NCBI's taxonomy places the organism in Eukaryota, Fungi, Ascomycota, Eurotiomycetes, Chaetothyriales, Herpotrichiellaceae. Bases 1 to 1686 code for a protein of 561 amino acids. The record is from RefSeq and is a predicted model, not a curated record. The transcript is spliced from 2 exons.
AUGAACUACGUGAUGCCGCUCAUCAUAAUCACAGGCCUUCCCUGCUCAGGCAAAUCGUAUCGUGCCCAGCAAAUCGCUUCGUCGCUGGCCAGCUUCGUCACACCCUCUUCCGCCGACGAACCAUCAAAAACAACAAAAAGGACCGUCCAGAUUGUCCCUUCACAUCACGCAUCAUCCGACGACCACCGAGACCGACUCAGCGACUCGAAAUCCCUAGAAGAAGGAACUACACUCCUCCGAGACCAGAUCUACAAUAGUGCCUCGCUCGAAAAGACCGCGAGGGCGGAAGAAUUCUCCGCGAUCAAGCGCGCCCUUUCAAAGGACAAUGUCGUGAUAGCCGAUGGAUUGAAUUACAUCAAAGGGUACAGAUAUCAGUUGUGGUGCGAGGCCAAAGCCGCGGGGACGAGAUGUUGCGUGGUCCACGUGGCUGCGCAGGAGGAUGAGUGCAAGAGGUGGAAUCGGGAGAGGUUGAGAGCUUGGGGUCGGGCAGAGGUGGAUGAUGAUGAUGGGAACGUCGAUGGGGAUGGGAAAGAGAACGGAAAUGAACAGCAAACGCAGCACAGCCAGGGAGAGAGUGUCCUGGGAGAUCUGGUCCCGGAAAGCCACACUGCCAUCUACGGCGAUCGGAUCGUGGGGAAUGCGAGUAACAGCACCAACACCAUCACCAAGUCACGCUCCUCCUCGAUGGACAACGGGUUGGACAAUGGCGACAACAGCAGAGGUAGUGCAGCAGUGCCUUGGGCUUCAGCUUCAGCAGACGAAACAAUGACUCUCAAGUCGCUAUACAUCCACCACCCAGCGGAUGCAGACCACCCUCCUCCCUCGUCAACAGACCCAAAUCGACCUGCAGGACUAGAUGAUCUCCCACCGUCCCUGUCGACGACUUCUUCCUCGCCCGCUCCCUCGGUUCCAAUACCACUACCACCACCACCGCCGCCGCCAACCUCCUCUCCGCCAUACUCGCCCUCGACUCUCAUCUCCCUCAUGAUGCGCUACGAACCCCCCUCUCCCUUCUCACGCUGGGACACACCCCUGUUCACCGUGCCUUCGUCCGACAUUGCUCCUCCGAUCCAGCAAAUCUGGAACGCCAUCUAUCCCGCGCCGCCGAAACCGACCAGCAAGAAAGCGCUGAGUCAACUUUCUCCAUCCCACCACCAAAGACCUCCCGAUGCAUCUGCGGCCGGCGGGGACGAGAAUGCAAAGCUGCCUGCUGCGUCCUCCUCGACUCCGCGCGACAAGCAGGCCGAAGCGGUGAAACCCCACGCGGCGACGGUCCUCCCUCGCGCCACGGCCUCGGACGCCCUGCAGACCCUCGAGUCCGCCACCAUGGACGUGGUGAGACACGUGCUCGCCCAAUCCCGCCAACAGAACCUGUCCCAGGCAGACGGUGAGGGCGGCGACGUGCACCUCGCCAUCCCCCUUGCAGCACCACCACCAACAACCAGCUCCAGCUCUACUACCAACCCAGCAGCCGAGCCCUUUUCCUCUUCUCCCGAGACGGUGGAAACGACCAUCCACAUCCCGCCGGGCGUCCGCCUCUCGCAGCCCAUGCUCCAGCGUCUGAGGAGGAAAUACACGCAGAUCCAACGCGGAGGCAUCGCGCACGGACAAGGAUACGUCAGGGGACGGAGGCAGAUCAUUCAGGGGUUCAUUGAGUUCCUGGAGGCCGAGUGGGCGGAAGAAUGA